Molecule: messenger RNA, 1890 nt
Organism: Fonsecaea multimorphosa CBS 102226
Lineage: Eukaryota; Fungi; Ascomycota; Eurotiomycetes; Chaetothyriales; Herpotrichiellaceae
Exons: 1
Coding region: 1-1890 (629 amino acids)
Source: RefSeq, a predicted model, not a curated record
AUGGACUACUUACCAAGGAUAACCGUCCGCCCGUCGCAUGAAAGGCUACAAGUACCGUCUCUGGAAGGGCUGGUCACGGCGAGCUUGUCUAACUCAGAUGGGUUGUUGCACCCGUUCUCAUACCCACCGGGGCCUGCUCAGGAUGGAGUGCCAGAGCAGAAGGACACAGAGAUUGCGAUGCUAUGUGAUCUAUUUUCUCGCACUUUGAACCAAUUCCUGGCCAUCACAGGCAGUGAGCUCACACUGCUUCUCCCUGCUCCCACCGAGACCUUUGACGACCAGACUUAUGGUGUCAAGGAAUUUCCCAUUGGGUCGCUUUCUUUGGUUCUGACAAGGCUUGUAAAACAACACUUUAAGGGUGGAUCAGGCGGCAGCUCCGGCAACUCUGUCCAGAAUAAGCAAGCUGUGGAACUUUUGCAACGAACCACGAUACAUCUGGAGAAAUAUCGAGACGCCCUGACAAAAUCUCCAUCAACGGUUCAGAGUGGCACCAGCGGAGUUCCAUUGUCCGACUUGGCAAUCCUGUCAUUGCAGUGUCUUGUCGAAACCCUGUACGACUUGACGCUUCCUCAAAUCCGCCUGACAGCUGUAUAUUCGAUAGCUAACCCGUACCCGUUUUGGAUGGAAAACGCGUUAGUUGAUAAGUUACUGUACGACUCUGGCUGGGAUGAGAGCAAAACUAGCUCUUUGCCCAGGGACAUUCGAUUUCGUUACUAUCUCAGCUUCUUGGCCACUGGUGCUCCAGACCUCAAACGGAGACGGUCAUCCGCACACUUCAAAGAACGCUACUCUCCAAUUCAUGUGUCUCGACAUUGCAACUGCGAUAGGCUGAGUGUAGACCUCAAUACGGUUGACACAGCAAUUGCCAGCCCCUACUUCAAUCUGGUGACGUUCUCUCCAAUCGGAGGCCACCACCAUGGUGGCCUCAAACUGAAGAAACAGAAGCUUCCGUCGGAGAAAGAUGCAAGCUUGGUCUUUGUGGCAUUCUCACAUCUAAGGUCUGAUGGUCUGGGAUCCAGCGAGGAGAACGCCCUGCCUCGAUGUCAAGUGGAGUAUCUCCAAGGCCUGAGCAAUCAACUGCUACCAGAAGAAAAACAUCCAGUGCCAUUCUACAUCGAUACGCUAUGUGUCCCAAUACGAGGUCCGGCGAAAGCCUCUGCUCUCCGGAAUAUGCAACCUGUUUUUGAGAAUGCCCGAAAAGUCCUUGGGCUCGAUAUUGGACUUUCCGCCACAGCAGUCUCCUCAUUCGCCCAAGAAAACUUAACACGAAUACGUUACUCAUCCUUCAUGCAGAGGUUAUAUACAGUAGCGGAAUGCACAGUCUCUCCAGACAUGUACUUCCGUUUUCAGGGUGACUCCUUGGUUUCCUUGAAGGACCUUACCUCAACCUUCGACAUGAACGAGGAACUCCCGUUGCUAAGCACAGUCAGUUUCAAAGACCGCCGGCGAAAUACCUUGACGCCGGAAGAUUUUGAUGAUUUGUCACUCGCUUUGACAUGGCUAAGUGAUGAUCUCCAUGUCUUGAAGAUGUAUUCAAAGGGACAAUUAGACAAGUCGUUGGCUAAGGUCAGCAUCAACGCAGCAUUCCCUUCGGUAUCCGAUGAGUGGUCUGCUAGCCGUGAGGUAGACGGCGUGUACUUUUUGCGAAGACUGCUUCGACUGGGCUUCCUGGCGCUUCCUCAGAUGAGGUACUUUGCGCAAGCCAAUGAAGCCGCAACUUUGGACGAAAUCGCCAACAAGACACUCGAAGCAUACAGGGUACCCUUGAACGAAUCCGGUUCGCCAAAAACCCGCCUGCUCCCUAGUUACCUUCGCGAAUGUUCUGACAUUAAUCACGUCCUGGAACGUCUCGGGACGCUAUAUAAACUGACCAGCUCAUUACGACUAUAG